Lactuca virosa is the source of this 2445-nucleotide messenger RNA. The record is from the annotation of a GenBank genome assembly. NCBI's taxonomy places the organism in Eukaryota, Viridiplantae, Streptophyta, Magnoliopsida, Asterales, Asteraceae.
AUGGAGGAAAACACAAAAACACCAUCAGCUGAGGAGCUAUUAAGAAAGAUCCAGGAGCUAGAAAAACUCCAAUCUCACCUCAAACAAAAAAUAUCAAAACUCAUGCUCUCUCGUAACCAGAAAAAACCUGAGCACCAAUGGUCUAAUUCAUCAUAUGGUGGACUCAAGCUUCGAUUCAUGGAGCCUUUAGAUAUGAAGCUAACAGAAUCACAGUUUUUAAAUAUAAUUCAAUCAAUGGAUCAAGCUGUACAUAUAUAUGGUCUCAACCUUCGGAUAAUCUUCUGGAAUCGAGCUGCAGAAAAGCUUUAUGGAUAUACAUCAGCUGAAGCUUAUGGAAAAACUCCCACAGAGCUUGUAGUGGAACCUAAAGAUGGCUCAUUAUCUGAUUAUCUCCUUGAACGAACAGUAAAUGGAGAGACUUGGUCUGGGGAGUUUCCCAUAAAAAGUAAAAAAGGUGAAAGAUUUGUAAUUAUUGCUACAAAUUCACCAUUUCGUAAUGAAAACAGAGGAUUAAUUGGGGGUAUGUGUGUUUCAAGCGCUUCAAGUCCAUAUCAUGUAAGGAAUCAUAUUGAUUCUCAACAACCUCUACAGACAUCAAUUGCCUCAAAGAUAUCAAAUUUGGUCAGUAUUUCAAAGGUGAAGAUGAAGAUGAAUAUGGGAGACAACUACACAGAUCAUGAAGAUGGGAUUGAUGUUGCCUAUGAUCAUAGUGAACCAAGCACCCCAAGGGGACAUAUUCUGUCUCCAUUUGUAGAUCUUUUUUCCAAAAGCACAGUGGAGCAUUUUACAAGAAAACUUAAAAUAGAUUCUGGAUAUGAGAGUGAAAACAAAUCAGGAAUCUACAAGUUUUUUUCUUCAAAAGCAGAUGCAUGGAUGGCUAAAAAAAGAAAUUCAUGGUCACAGAAAGGAAACGAAAGAGUAGAGUCUUUUGAUCCUAUAUUUGGUAGGUUUGGUUGGCAAAGGUUAGAUAUCAAUCAAGAACACGAGCCUUGUCCAAAAAUAAGCUCUUGUGUUUCCUCAAAACAAGACUUUCAACUAUUGGAAAAUACCAACAAGAGCAAUAACAAAAUCGAGGCUUCAGGGUUGUGGUUUUCUUCAUUACAUGUUAGUAGAAGUACUACAAGUAACUCAAGUAGCUCAAGCAGCAGUAUGAGCAUCAAAAACAAUGCCAUCAUCAAAGUGGAGAGGGAAACCGAUAGCCUUGAUUGUGAAAUCUUGUGGGAGGAUUUGAUAAUGGGAGAACAGAUUGGACAAGGUUCAUGUGGGACUGUAUAUCGUGCACUGUGGUGUGGAUCAGUAGGAACCUUGGUGCACAGGCUCAUGGUAUGCUGGGAUGUUGCGAUCAAGUUAUUUGAAUAUCAAGAGUAUCCAGAUGAUUUGAUGGUAUCAUUUAAACAGGAGGUAUCUCUAAUGAAAAAGCUUCGACAUCCAAAUAUUUUGCUCUUCAUGGGUUGCGUGACCUCACCUCUGCAUUUAUCCAUUGUCACAGAGUUCCUUCCCCGUGGAAGUCUGUUUCGGAUACUUCAGCGAAAUACAACCCGAUUAGAUUGGAAACGUCGUCUCCAUAUGGCCAUGGAUAUCGCUCGAGGCAUGAAUUAUCUUCAUCAUUGCAACCCACCGAUUAUUCACCGUGAUUUGAAGUCUUCAAAUCUUCUUGUGGAUAAGAAUUGGACAGUGAAGGUCGGUGACUUUGGUCUCUCUCGUGUCAAGCAUCACACGUACCUCAAAACAAAGUCGGGGAGAGGAACGCCUCAAUGGAUGGCUCCUGAGAUCCUACGUAACGAGGAAGCAGAUGAAAAGUCUGAUGUAUACAGCUAUGGUGUGGUAUUGUGGGAAAUUACCACUGAGAAGAUCCCAUGGAAUGAUCUUAACCCAAUGCAGGUUAUCGGAGCUGUAGGAUUCAUGAAUCGACGACUAGAGAUUCCAAAAGAUGUUGAUCCACUGUGGGCUUCUCUAAUCGAAAGUUGUUGGUGCAGUGAACCACAAUCCCGGCCAACAUUCCAAGAAAUACUAAAUAAACUUAAAGAUUUGCAAAAGAAGUAUGUGGUUGAACACAGGAGAAAGGAACCGUAAAACAAAUCUUGUGCAUGCUUGGUUUCUUCUCUUGUCAGAUGUCACCAUUUUUCCUUUAAAGAAUUUCAUUUGAUUCGGUUACACAAACGAGGGAAGCAAGCUGGACUUCUUACAUACUUGGAGCUACCUUCAGAGGCGAAUGGGAUUCGUGACACGUUCCACAUGUGCUAUACGUGAAAGCGCUUUGCGAUGGAGGAUAAAGUCAUACCACUAUUCCAACUUGGGAUGGACAAAAAGAAAUGACUCAUAGAAGAGCCGGGUAGACCCUUAAAUGAAAGGCAAAGAAACAUCGAAAUAAAGAAAUCAAGUGGUAUUAGUGAAGUGGAAGCAUAAUUAUUUUGGGGGAGAAUUUGAUAUAUGACAUUUUUAAAC